This is a messenger RNA of Vespa velutina, 3584 nucleotides long. RefSeq names its product YTH domain-containing protein 1 (gene Ythdc1). The record is from RefSeq and is a predicted model, not a curated record. The coding region runs from base 1163 to 2545 and encodes 460 amino acids. Gene Ontology annotation, cellular component: nucleoplasm. Gene Ontology annotation, biological process: regulation of alternative mRNA splicing, via spliceosome; mRNA splicing, via spliceosome. Lineage: Eukaryota; Metazoa; Arthropoda; Insecta; Hymenoptera; Vespidae. Gene Ontology annotation, molecular function: N6-methyladenosine-containing RNA reader activity; mRNA binding. The transcript is spliced from 6 exons.
GCUAGUAUCGAUCGUGAGAACUGGUGAGAACACGUCACACACAAUGGACGCUACGGUUUGUAUAAUGGUGAGCACGUAACUGUUUAUCGUGUAUUGCAUCACAAGAAAGCAAGUUAUGGUGUGCAUCCUGUGUCAAAUAAAUGAAAACCGUUAAAUGCGCUUGAAUCGAUGAGCAUUCUUUGGUGAGGUGCGAAUUGUGUUAGUGAAGAAAAUACCAGUGUCACGUAAGUGUGUACGAGCCACUGAAGGUCUUGUAAAACAUCAAGGACUUAUCUUCGCAAAACAUGAACUUUUCUAAGAUUGAUGAGGAUAUAUAAUCAUUUUACAUAUCCGUAGUGGUGCCAAGACAUAGCUAAAACCUGUUUUAACGAUGAACUUUUGUAGGCAUAGCGUUCGCGCUUUAAAAGACUAUAUAUUGAAACUUUUCCAAAAAACGGGUAUAUUAUGUGUCAUGAAAUAUAGAAGAAUGUUAAGGACUGAUUAUAUUAUUCGGUAAAAUUAGGGCUUAACGUUUAAAUUGAAAAGAUAAAUUUAAUUACAUAAAUUUUUACAACCGGUAUUUUUAUGUUAUAUACGGACGAUUCAUAAUAACAAUCGUGAGACGUCAGUUAAAACGGUAUUUUAUUAUUAUAAAUUUUAACGAAAACUAAACCAUAGCGCGAAACAAUUUUGAUUGUGCAUAGCUGGAACAUGAACAUUUUGUGAUAAUGUUAGAUGUAAAUUGGAAACUGCUAUGGAUUAUACACACGUUCUAAUUAAAGUAUACGAAGACAAUUUUAGUAUCAAGAGUUAUAAACCAAUGCAAGUUUUUGGCCAAUGGAUUUCUUGAAUAUAAUAAAACAUUAUAAAAACUACAUCUUUUACCACAGUGACUUUAAAUUGGAUAUUAUGUGCGAUCUUCUGAAUCUUCUUAUACUAAAAACAUUACUGAGUUGUUUGCUACCGUGUAAUUAUCGUAAGAUAAAAUAUUUAAAGGUGCCAGCACAGCAUCGGUCUUACACGGUAACGUCCUGUAUUCCUAAAAAGAUAGAGCCUGGAUGAAGGAAUCAAUAAAGAACUGAUCUUCAAGCCUAUAUCAUAUUAGUAUCAAGGACAAUUUCAAACUAGAAGAAGAAGAAGAAGAAGAAGAAGAAGAAGAAGAAGAAGAAGAAGAAGAAGAAGAAUGGACAACAACGCAGAUGCAGAUAAUUUAAAUCUAAGUUGUGGAGAAAAUGAUAUAGUGGAUGAAUUAAAAAUUGGAGCUGAUGAAACAUAUGAUACACGCAGUGAAGUAUCAUCCAGCAGCUCGAAUUCAGAUUCUAGUCAACCUAGUAUAAGUUCCAUUUCUACUAAAUCAUCGCGUGGGGAUAACAAGAGGAAUCGCAAGAAUAAAGGAAAACGUGCUAGGUCAAGAGAAUCUAAAUCUUCCAGUCCCGAAACUAAGCGUGCAAGAUCUAAGGAGAGCAAAGGACUUGCUAAGAGUUAUGACUAUGCAACGAAAUUGAAUUACUUAUUUAGAGAUGCAAGAUUUUUCAUCAUCAAGUCUAACAAUGCUGAGAACGUAACCCUUUCCAAGGCCAAAGGAGUAUGGAGCACACUUCCUCAGAAUGAAGCUAAUUUAAACCAAGCGUAUAGAGAAUCACGGAACGUAUUGCUUAUUUUUUCUGUAAAAGAAUCAGGAAAAUUUGCUGGUUUUGCAAGGCUCAGCACUGAAUCUAGAAGAGAUGGAGCACCUAUUUCAUGGGUUUUACCUCCUGGCUUAUCUGCAAAAGCAUUAGGUGGUGUAUUCAAAGUAGAUUGGAUAUGUAGAAAAGAAUUACCAUUUACAGCAACAUUGCAUUUAUAUAAUCCUUGGAAUGAUGGCAAGCAAGUUAAAAUCGGUAGAGAUGGUCAAGAGAUUGAGCCUCGUGUCGCAGAAGAAUUGUGCAGAUUAUUUCCUGAAGAUGAAGGGAUAGAAAUGACUCCAAUCUUAAGAAAGUCUAAAGAAGCAGCUAAACAUAUUAUUAAAUCAACACGUUCAUACAGAGAUAGUAGACCUAUCAGUAAUAAUAGUAGAUUUUUACGUACUCGAGGCAGAGGACGUCGACUUUUCCUGACAUCAAGAUCACGAUUAGCUUCUUUAGCGAGAGGAUCACACUUAUCCAGUGGAGAACAUAGAGGCUCAAGGGAUCAUCAUCAUCAUCAUCAUCAUCGAUACACUAAUUGGUUUAAUAGAGGAGAUUCACCUUAUUCAAAAGGAUAUGGUAACACUGGUCUGGGCGUAGCUGCUGCUGCUGAAGCUUAUGUUGCAGAUUAUAUGCGUACUAUGCAGCAUCAAUUACCACCAUUGCCACCUUAUGCUGCACCACAUCCAUAUGAUCCUCUACCUCCACCACCACCACCCCCAAGAUAUUAUGAUGGCUUGCCACUACCACCCGACUAUACUGCAGCUGCUUCAGCACUUGAAAAACGCAGUUAUGAGCGAAGUGUAGAUGAAUUUUUAUGGAGAACAGCAAGUCGUCAUAACCGACAUAGUGAUCAUCGAUCAUCUCGUGAUCACCAUCAUAGAUACAGAGACCGUAGAUAAAUCACAUUUUAAAUAUUUUUUUGAGUAUACACAUAUAUAUUAAUUUUUCGAUUUAUACACAACUAUCAACUAUCCUUAUUAUGAAUAGAUAAUAGCAUGUAUUGAUUUUAUAAAAAAGAUUCGUCUAGACAUUGAGACUUAUUUAAGUCUGCUAUUAUAUGCACUUAUAUAUUAUAUAAGUAUUUUUUUAUUACUUUUAUACUACUAACUUUUAGUUCCUUCUUUUUAUGACAAAAAAAAAAAGAAAAAAAAAACAAAAAAAAAAAAUUAUAUGUAACUAAGUGUUAUACUCCGUAACAUUUAUCCAACUAUUCUACUAAUCUAUGCUAUCACUUCAGAAAUAAUAUUAAUAACAUGUAAAAAUUCAUUUUAGUUCUUUGAAUAAUCUAUAAAAAUGGUGUCGGAACUAUACUCUAAAUAUAAUAUACAAUAAGUAUCACUUUUGUCUAACGUGAAUACCCUCAUUUUUUUUUUCAUGUGUUAUUUCCUUAGUCUUUUAUCUAAUAUCAAUGCCCAUUCUAAGUAUAUAUAAUAUUAUUAGAAAUAUAUAUAAUUUUCAAACUAUUAACAUCAUUUUAUCUAAUCACAUAUUAUAGAAUUGCAUUAUAUAUGUUAAUCAGAACAUCCUCUUUAACACAAUUAAUAUUUUUAUAGAAAUAGACAUCAGAUGUAAGAAAACAUUUUUAAAAUGAAACUAACAAAUACUGAGGAUAUCCACAUUAGAUGAUAUUGUCAAUUUGAAAUAUAUUCAUUCGAUUUUAUUGUACAUGGAAUUCAAAUCAUAUCUAUAUCUACGCUUUACAUUAUUUUAGCGAAGUAAGAUCUUUAUAUGUGAAAUCUUAACUGUAACUUUGAUAUACUACAUGUUUUUACAGCAUACAUAUAUGUAACAUUUAUAGUCAAUUUCAUAAGUCGAUAUGUUGGCUUAAUAGAAGACACUGCCAUAAAUAAAAACAUAGAUUAACAGUGCAAUGGAAUAAAGUUUAAAUAUACAAUAGAGACAUAUGCAUUUGAUAGAAAAAUAUGUAUGUGCAAAAGA